Messenger RNA from Synchytrium microbalum, 483 nucleotides. RefSeq lists its product as uncharacterized. NCBI's taxonomy places the organism in Eukaryota, Fungi, Chytridiomycota, Chytridiomycetes, Synchytriales, Synchytriaceae. The record is from RefSeq and is a predicted model, not a curated record. Gene Ontology annotation, biological process: proton transmembrane transport. The transcript is spliced from 7 exons. The coding region runs from base 1 to 483 and encodes 160 amino acids. Gene Ontology annotation, cellular component: proton-transporting V-type ATPase, V0 domain. Gene Ontology annotation, molecular function: proton-transporting ATPase activity, rotational mechanism.
AUGACUGACUUUUGCCCAGUAUACGCUCCCUUCUUUGGAUCAAUGGGUGCUGCAGUUGCCAUAGUAUUCACCUCAUUCGGUGCUGCUUAUGGAACAGCCAAAUCUGGUGUUGGUAUUUGCGUGACAAGUGUGAUGAGACCUGAACAAAUGAUCAAAAAUACUAUUCCUGUUAUUAUGGCUGGUAUUAUUGCUAUUUAUGGACUGGUUGUGUCAAUUCUCAUUGCUGGAAACUUGGCGCAACAAAUGACUCUCUUCGCUUCCUUCAUUCAACUUGGUGCUGGUCUAUCUGUCGGUUUGUCUGGUUUGGCCGCUGGGUUUGCCGUUGGUAUUGUUGGCGACGCUGGUGUUCGGGGUACAGGUCAACAACCCAGACUCUAUGUCGGCAUGAUCCUCAUUCUCAUUUUCGCUGAAGUAUUGGGUCUAUAUGGACUCAUUGUCGCUCUGAUCUUGAAUACCAAAGCUAGCGGUGCUUCUUGCACAUAA